UCUGCAGAUUUUUUUGAAUGGCUGUUUGUUUCCACCAUAAUCAUCAACCCCAACGCAUAUGGCAGGCUGGAUUUUCAAAAUAUGAACAUAAAAUAUUGCAGUCUUUUUUGUCAAAUUCUCUUUAAACAAUUAUUUUUUCGCAGGAAAACUGCAAAACAGUACAAAAAUAAAAUUAAAAAAAAAGCCGUCACUCAUUAGCCACGCAGUGCUUCCUGCGCGUAUAUAAAUAUGCAUAAACCCUCAAAGCCCUUCACCAAUCCAAACCCAUCUCCUACAAAGUAUCACCAUGGAAGCCAUGGCAGCUACUUCGUCACCCUUCUUCGUUUCAGGAGAUAAUAAUCUCCAUCUCGUCACCGUUCCCAUCUUGCUUCUUCUCCCUCUCCUCUUCCUCUUUCUUAAACACAGGUACUCCAAGCACCACAACCUCCCGCCGGGACCGUUCCCGUGGCCCAUCAUCGGCAACAUCGCCUCCGUUGGGUACAAGCAGCACGAGGACCUCGCCAAGCUGGCCGAGGUCCAUGGCCCCCUCAUGUCCCUCCGCAUGGGCUCCCAGCUGGUGGUCAUCGGCUCCAACAAGGCCGCCGCCACCGAGAUUCUCAAGACCCACGACCGCACCCUCUCGGGGAGGAUUCCGCCGCACGUCUCCCCGGCGAAGAGCCCCGAGCGGAAUCACCUCUCCAUGGGGUGGACCUUCGAGUGCACGGAGCAGUGGAAGUUCCUGCGGACUCUGUGCCGGACGGAGCUGUUCGGCGGCAAGAUUCUGGACUCCAGGAUGGAUAUAAGGGCGCGGAAGAUUGAGGAGAUGGUGGAUUUUUUGGCGACGAAGGAAGGGCAAUUGGUGACGAUAAGGGAGGUAUUGUUUUCGACGGCGUUUAACGUGCUUGGGAACGUUCUGAUGUCGAAGGAUUUCUUGGCGUUGGAGGAUGGGGAGGGCCAGGUGAUGUGUGACAUAGCGAGGAAUCUGAUGGAGCUUUGGACCAAACCUAACAUUUCUGAUUUGUAUCCAUUUCUGGGGGGAUUGGAUAUUCAGGGUCGGAAGAGAGAGGCGUAUAAGUGCAGCGAGAGGUUGUAUAACGUGUGGAGAGGUAGGAUGAAGGAGAAAAGAGAAAGAAUGAGAAGAGGUGAGGAGAGGGCGACCAGAGACUUCUUGGAUGUUUUGCUCGACAACAAUUUUACUGACGAUCAGGUCGACGUUAUGUUCUUGGAAUUAUUUCUUGCAGGAACUGAUACUAGUACCUCAACAGUUGAAUGGGCUAUUGCAGAACUAUUUAAGCAUCCAAAGAUGUUGAAUAAAAUUUGUGAAGAACUUGAGAAGGAAGCUCCAAAAGGCUACUUGAAAGAGACUGAUAUUGCUCGCUUUCCCUACUUGCAAGCGUGCGUAAAAGAAACCCUACGACUGCAUCCUGCAGCACCAAUUAUUCCUCGUCGAUCGACCGAGAAAUGCGAAGUUAUGAACUAUACCAUCCCAGAAGACACCCAAGUUCUAGUAAACAUUUGGUCAAUUGGUAGAGAUCCUGAAGCUUGGGAAGACCCUGCGAGCUUUAAGCCUGAGAGGUUUUUAAAUUCUGAAUUAGAUUUCAAGGGAAAUGAUUUUGAGUUCUUGCCAUUUGGUGGGGGAAGGAGAAUUUGCCCUGGAUGGCCAAUGGCCAUUAGGCAAGUUCACUUGACCUUAGCUGCUUUGCUGCACCACUUUGAGUGGUCUCUUCCCCAUAAUAUGACUCCUGAUAAGCUCAACAUGAAUGAGGUGUGCGGGGUGACAUUACAGAAAGAGGACCCUCUUGUGCUCAUACCAAAGAUAAAAAAAUGAUCAUAGUUCUAAAAUACCAUAAGUACGUAUUAUUUUGACAGUUGUUCAAUCAUGCUAAAAUAAUCUAUAUGUAAGUUGUUUUACAUAAUGUGAAUGAGAAAUUUGGCUUUUGGGUCAAACUCUCAAGAUGUAUCUUUUGUUGGUGUAUUUUACCAAAAUAAAAAGCUUGUAAGUUUGCCACAUGGGAAAUUUUGAUUUUUAUUAAAA
This is a messenger RNA of Malania oleifera, 2014 nucleotides long. Its product is annotated as probable (S)-N-methylcoclaurine 3'-hydroxylase isozyme 2. Gene Ontology annotation, molecular function: monooxygenase activity; heme binding; iron ion binding. The transcript has 2 exons. The record is from RefSeq and is a predicted model, not a curated record. Lineage: Eukaryota; Viridiplantae; Streptophyta; Magnoliopsida; Santalales; Ximeniaceae. The coding region runs from base 287 to 1807 and encodes 506 amino acids.